Molecule: messenger RNA, 2701 nt
Organism: Cyprinus carpio (common carp)
Lineage: Eukaryota; Metazoa; Chordata; Actinopteri; Cypriniformes; Cyprinidae
Product: polyunsaturated fatty acid 5-lipoxygenase-like
Biological process (GO): lipid oxidation; linoleic acid metabolic process
Cellular component (GO): nuclear envelope
Molecular function (GO): iron ion binding; protein binding; arachidonate 5-lipoxygenase activity
Source: RefSeq, a predicted model, not a curated record
GAUUGUACAUUCUUCCAUGCAGACACAAUGUCGAUCUACAAGGUUUCUGUAUCUACUGGUAGACAGGUUUGUGCUGAGACAACGGACAGCAUUUAUCUGAUGCUGCUGAACUCAAAAAAUCAGAACAGCAAAAAAACCCUCGUGGAUCAAUCCUUUAUUUCUACUUUUGAAAAGGAGAUCUAUUUCGACAUCCUUGUGAAGAAGGACCUUGGAGACAUUGUCCAGGUGAAACUUGAAAAGAAGAAUCAUCUUGUCAAUAAUCCAUGGUUUUGUAAGGAUAUCAAAGUGAAAACACCCUCUGGAAAAUGCUUUGAAUUCCCCUGUUAUUGCUGGUUACUAAACGACAAUCAAGUGAUUAUCCGAGAAGGCACUGCUCGAUUGCCUCAAGAUGACAUCAUAAAGCAAAGACAAAACGAACUGGAAUCUAGACAGAAAACAUUCAGAUGGAAUGAGUGGAGCCCGGGCUUCCCUGAGAGCAUAGAUGCCAAAAUGGGUGAACUUCCUAAAGAUGUUCAGUUUGAUGAAGAAAAAGAUUCAGAUUUUAAAGGGAAUUUCUUUAAAGCGAUUCAGGCUUUAAAUAUUGACAAAGUUGAUGGUGGCUCUGACUCCUGGAAAGACAUUUCAGAUUUUAAAAAAAUACUGGCACAUUACGAUAUCAAGAACACUCUACUAGAUAACGUGAUGCAAGACUGGAAUAAGGAUUACAUGUUUGGCUAUCAGUUUUUGAACGGCUGCAAUCCUGUCAUGAUCAGGAAGUGCAUGAAACUUCCAGACAAAUUUCCAGUCACACAUGAGAUGGUUAAGGGCUGUCUGAAGAAAGGAAGCACACUACAAGAGGAAUUACAGGCAGGAAACAUCUACAUUGUGGAUUAUGAAAUACUGAAUGGAGUGCCAGCAGCCAGCAGCGAGCGCCAUUUGACUGCACCCAUCUGCCUACUGUACAAGAAUGAAUUGGACCAAAUUGUGCCAAUUGCCAUUCAGCUCAGUCAAACCCCAGGGGAAAUGAGCCCAAUCUUUCUCCCAAGAGAUAAUAAAUAUGACUGGAUGCUGGCCAAGAUGUGGGUGAGAUCUUCUGACAUCCUUGUACACCAGCUGGUCACACACCUUCUCAAGACACAUCUGUUGUCAGAGGUUUUUGAAAUGGCCAUGUACAGACAGCUCUCUGCAGUCCAUCCAGUAUACAAGUUACUGAUGCCUCAUGUUCGUUUCACAAUUGCAAUCAAUGCAGAGGCCCGUGAAAUGCUAAUUGGUGAAGACGGGGUCUUCAUCAAGGUUAGUAGCAUCAAUGGAGCUGGGAUGGGGAAACUGAUACAAAAUGCCAUGAAGACUUUAACCUACGAGUCUCUGUGCUUCCCUGAGGACAUAAAAGCUCGAGGAAUGGAAGAUGUGCCCAAAUACUAUUACAGAGAUGAUGGCAAGAUGGUCUGGGAGGCAAUACACUGCUUUGUUUCUGCUGUGGUCAAGAUCUACUAUGACAGCGAUGAGGCGGUUCAAAAAGAUGUGGAGAUUCAAGAGUUUGUUAAGGAUGUUGCCUGCUUCGGCAUGAAUAAUUCUGACAACUUUCCAAAGUCUCUUAGCUCUCGAGAGCAGUUGGUCGAGUAUCUGACUGCUGUGAUAUUCACCGCUUCAGCACAACAUGCUGCUGUCAACUUUGGACAGUUUGACUGGUAUGGCUGGAUCCCCAACAGUCCUUCCACCAUGCGCAAGCCGCCUCCCCAACAGAAGGGCCAGGUGGAUUUGAAGUAUAUCAUGGAGAGUCUGCCUGACCGUGAAUGUUCCAGCAGUGCUUUAGGAACAGUUUGGGCGCUCAGUCAGACCCAGAAAAAUGAGCUGUACUUGGGUACGUAUCCAGAUAUGUACUUCACAGAGCAACCAGCGAAGGAAGCCAUAAAGACUUUCCAGCACAAUCUAGAUGAGGUGACCAACAUCAUCAAGAGCCGGAAUGAGAAAUUAACAUUGCAUUAUUGCUAUUUGUCCCCAGACAAAAUCCCCAACAGUGUUGCAAUUUGAGAAAUUAUUUGCAGAAACAUUUUGCCGGGCAACCAUAGUGUUUACAGCCAAUGCAUGCUGGACAUAGAAAGAGAGAAGAACAGCUCUAGUCAAAAUAUAAUGUAUUGUAAAACACACUUUUUAGAAAUGAUGUUUGAUUGCUGGGAAUUAAGGGAUAUUACAUUGUAAAGCCUAAAUCAGUGCACGUAUGUAUCUUAUCUGAGAGCUGAUUGUCAGUCUGGCUCAUGCCAGGAAAGCAGAACUUCAAAGAGCACACAUAGGCUUGUGUUAUAAUCUAUUUAUUAUUGACUUUCUUGACAUUUAUUUUCUUUAUUCAUAUAAACGUGUGGAUCCAAACUAUGGUAUUCUUUUGUUCAUCUUUUGAUUCAUUCAUUUAUUCAUAUUCUUGAUUACUCAUAAUAUAUUGUUUGUGGUGUAUUUUAGAUAAUCAUUUGACUAAUUUUUACCUUAUUGAUAUCUAACAUCUGAAAUGGCUUUUGUGCUGAUUAUCUUGUUUUGCUGUUUGGAGGGAAUUUUGUUCCAGGUUUGUUUCUGUUGGUGAGGGAGGUUUUCUCUGAUAGAGCUGAUAAAGGAUAGCUGUAAUGGAUGUGAAAUAAAUGUUUUAUGAAUGCUGUAAAGGAAUUAUCUCUGACUGUACUUAAAAUGGUUGUUACGUUUGUUUCUCCCUGAGAGCUCUCAUAAUUAAAGAAUG